Molecule: messenger RNA, 861 nt
Organism: Pseudogymnoascus destructans
Lineage: Eukaryota; Fungi; Ascomycota; Leotiomycetes; Thelebolales; Thelebolaceae
Exons: 1
Coding region: 1-861 (286 amino acids)
Molecular function (GO): oxidoreductase activity
Source: RefSeq, a predicted model, not a curated record
AUGGCAGCCUCAGCAUUUGCGAUUCCAAGCACUGAAUUGUUGCAGACAUGGGCCACCGGCAAGGUCGCCAUAGUCACAGGUGGCGCACUGGGCAUAGGUUUUGCAGUUGCCCAGCUGUUUACAAGUGCUGGUGCAAAAGUGGUUAUUGCCGACAUUGACGACGAGGUUGGCAAAGAAUCGGAGAAGAAACUUGGCGAGAAUGCUCUAUUUGUGCGGUGCGAUGUGACAUCCUGGGCCGAUCAAGUCCAUCUCUUCAAGCUUGUAGCCUCAACCUUCAAGCGGAUAGACCUGGUUGUCUGCAAUGCUGGUAUUAAUCCCGAGCUGAUGCCGUCCAACGGCAAAAUGUACGACUUCCUCGUCGACGAAUAUCAGCCAGCAAACCCGGAGCUCCUCCAGCCUCCAGCCACCAAGAUCUUUGACGUCAAUGUUUUCGGCGUCUUGUACAACAUCAGGCUUGCUAUGCGCUAUAUGAUUGCAAAUAAGAAUGGUGGUCGCAUCGUGGUAAUAGGCUCUACGGCGUCAUACACGGGCUAUGACGACCACGCUCUAUACUGCUCCUCAAAACACGCAAUACUGGGACUGGUCCGAGCGACUUCCCUGAGGAAAGAAUGCAUCGAUAAUGACAUUUCAAUUUCUCUUGUCGCGCCUUCGAUCACACAAACCAGGAUGACGCAGGCAAUCAUAGACAGCCUUCCAGUUGAAGUUCCCGUCAGCUCCCCAGGUGACGUCGCUUCGGCGGUGGCUAUUCUUGCGACAGAGCCCGUGGAAAAGGUUCGAGGAAAGAGUCUUUGGGUGCAGGGCCAAACAUAUACCGAGGUGGAGGAUAUCAUCCAGGGGUGCCAGAAGAAAUUGUUAAUUUAG